AUGUCGCAAACCAUUGAUAAAGCCGAAGUCGAACGUAUUUCUAAAGAGUAUCGUGGGUUGCGUAAUGUGCACGGAAAAUUUGAAGGUGGGGAUAAGUGGAUUGAUGCUGUUGACAGUCCAGAUGGUGGAAAACAUACAAUGAUGAAGCAAUUAGGUGAAAUUCUAGGAAAACCCAACACAGUGGCUGCAGAAAUUCUUGCUCACCUUGGAGAACCUGAUCAAUUGACCACAAAUCUUGAUCAGGCAAAUCCUGUUGUAAAUUUGAUGCCAGGUCCAUUAAUUGGGAGUCAACCCGGCGUAACAGCAAGUGGCGCUCAGGAAUAUUAUCUUGUGUACUUCUGGCGUGGGAAGAAUGAUUAUUUGUACUUUAAGAUCGAUGCUAACCAAGAAAAGGUUAUUUCGCACGGGUGGAAAUAUGUCGCUACUGAAUAA
This is a messenger RNA of Ambispora gerdemannii, 432 nucleotides long. NCBI's taxonomy places the organism in Eukaryota, Fungi, Glomeromycota, Glomeromycetes, Archaeosporales, Ambisporaceae. The record is from the annotation of a GenBank genome assembly.